AUGAGCGCCCACGUCGUGGUGAUCGACGCGACGGCUAGAAGGGCAACCAUCAAGACAACGCCCGCCAAACACUUGACAGAUGUUUUGCAAGAGGCAUGCUCGAAGCUUGGAUACAAUCCCAAUCAAUAUGGAUUAAAGCACAAUCGAAAACAGCUAGACCUCUCCCUCUCAUUUCGCCUCUCUGGUCUCAGCUCUGGCGCGAAACUGGAGCUUGUUCAACUUUCUCGUUCGCCUUCAGUUGUAACCGUCGCCCUGCAAAUACCCGAAUCUGAAGCCCGUGGCGCCCCGAACGGCCGUAUACUGGACAAAUUCCCCAGCACAACCACACUUUGGCUGGUUCUGCGCAAGUUCGAGGCUGGAGUAGCUGGUGGUGGACAGACCAGGAAUCUCACGGCGCGUGGUGUGCCCACCACCAGCGGCGGCACUGGAGCGGGGCGCCUUUACUAUGAGAGCCCAGUGCUUCAAAUCCUGGAGCGCGAGUUAUCAAGUUUUACGGAUCUGCAGAAGUCGCUUGCGCAGCUGGGUUUCAACGGUGGAAAUGUGCUUAUUCGACUCAGCUUCCGGCGCACAGACGAGCCCCUCGAAGAGGCGAUGACCAAGAUCGGCGAAUACUUCCAGUCAUUUGAGGAUGCCGAGCCUGUCUCAGCACCUAAUCCAGCACCCACAGCGCCUCCAGUUGCAGCAACGGAGGAGCCGUUUGCACAGCAAGCUCCCAGUUCUUUGCACCCCGAGCCCACCACCGCGCCCACCGCGCCGUCAGUCCCAGAUCAGGAUGGAGCACCCCCACCAGCGCUUGAGGCGUCUGAUUCAGCUCCGGGCUCUUCCCGGCCCAUAACCGUCUUCUCCCCUCCCACCGCCAGUACUCCAUCGUCCGCCCAAAUCCCUUAUAACGAAAAUGAUUAUGUCCCCUCAAUCGAGCACGCAAAAGCCCACCAGCGACAGCUCAACCAGUCCUCCCGCCCAAUCCGCCUGCCCACCGACGCCGAGAUUGCCGCCAAAGCAGCUGCAGAGGAGAAGCGACGCUCCGAGAUCCGUGAAGUGGACGUAAAAGUUCGCUUCCCAGACCAAAGCCAAGUGGUAGCCAAGUUCGGGCCACCCGACACGGGGCAGUCGCUGUAUGACUUUGUGCGCAGCUGCCUGUCCCCAUUGUUUAUAAGCGAGAAGUUCGUCCUCAAUGCCUUUGUGCAUGCGGCACCACGUAACCCGAAUGCGAACGUGAUCCCAGAUUCUAGCCAAACGCUUCUGAUCAAGGACCUGGGACUGGUGGGCCGCGUGCUGGUCAAUUUCUCCUGGCCCGAUAGUGCCGCCGCCUUUGUUCACCAGCGCCGCGCAGAUCUUCUUCGUCCGGAGCUCCGGAGCCAGGCCCGCGAGCUGAAGGUUGAACAGCCACCGGAAUUUGUGGAAGAACCGGCGACGUCGGUGUCGCAGGGGGCUGGACCGCGUGGGACUCGUGAGGGCGAGAAGUCCAGUGGUCUUCGGAAGAGCGGUGGUAUGCCUAAGUGGCUGAAGCUUCCGGGAAAGAAAUGA
This is a messenger RNA of Penicillium alfredii, 1527 nucleotides long. RefSeq names its product putative UBX domain protein. Lineage: Eukaryota; Fungi; Ascomycota; Eurotiomycetes; Eurotiales; Aspergillaceae. The record is from RefSeq and is a predicted model, not a curated record. The coding region runs from base 1 to 1527 and encodes 508 amino acids. The transcript has 2 exons. Gene Ontology annotation, molecular function: protein binding.